Molecule: messenger RNA, 2819 nt
Organism: Thlaspi arvense
Lineage: Eukaryota; Viridiplantae; Streptophyta; Magnoliopsida; Brassicales; Brassicaceae
Source: the annotation of a GenBank genome assembly
AAAAGUAAUAACCCUUGUUUGGCUCCGCUUUCCCCUGAAAAACUUCAGCUUUACAAUUCCCGGCGAGGUUUUCCGCCGCCGGUGAUAUAUUACUUGUUGUAGCUGAAACGGAGAAGUAACUUCGUAAUUCUUCAAUCAAUAGUCUACUUCUGAUAAAAAUGUCGGAAAACACCGAAGUCGAAGCGAAGAGAGUGUUCAUAGGAGCAGGAUGCAACAGAGUCGUCAACAACGUCUCUUGGGGAGCUUCUGGUCUUGCCUCCUUCGGUGCCCAAAACGCCGUUGCUAUUUUCUGCCCUAAGACUGCCCAGAUUCUUACUACGCUUCCAGGUCACAAAGCCUCUGUGAAUUGCACUCAUUGGUUACCCAGCAGUAAGUUUGCUUUCAAAGCCAAGCAUUUGGACCGACAUUAUCUGCUCUCGGGUGAUACAGAUGGUAUCAUCAUCCUUUGGGAACUUUCGACUGUCAAUAACAAUUGGAGACAUGUACUACAACUACCACAGUCUCACAAGAAAGGUGUAACUUGCAUCACCGCCUAUAUGGUUUCAGAAACCGAUGCAAUGUUUGCUUCUGCUUCUUCAGAUGGAGUUGUGAAUCUCUGGGAUGUUUCUUUCCCGUCUCAGUCUAGCGACGAGUGUAAGGUUUCGUGUCUGGACACUCUUUCUGUUGAUUCUAAAGCGAUAGUGACGCUUUCGUUAGCUGAAUUGCCUCAAAAUCCGGGAAGAUUCACCCUCGCGAUGGGGGGAUUGGACAACAAGAUCAAACUUUACUGUGGAGAAAGAAAGGGGAAGUUUACUUCUGUUUGUGAGCUCAAAGGCCACACUGAUUGGAUCCGGAGUUUGGACUUCUCAUUACCGUUACAUUCAACAGAAGAAACCACCAAUAGUAUUAUGCUUGUGAGUUCUUCACAGGACAAAGUCAUUCGAAUCUGGAAACUUGUCUUAGUCGGUGAUGCUGGCUCAUGGAAAAGAGAAAUCACUCUAGCUUCUUACAUUGAAGGACCGGUUUUCGUCUCAGGGGCGUUCACAUAUCAGAUUUCUGUGGAAUCUGUUCUGAUUGGACAUGAAGAUUGGGUCUAUUCAGUGGAAUGGCAACCUCCGGUCAACAACGACCAACCGCUGAGCAUUUUAUCGGCUUCAAUGGACAAAACGAUGAUGAUAUGGCGCCCUGAGAAGAAAACGGGUGUGUGGGUGAACGUUGUGUGUGUAGGAGAGCUUAGUCACUGUGCUCUUGGUUUCUACGGUGGCCAUUGGAGCCCCGAUGGUGCGUCGAUUCUUGCUCAUGGAUACGGCGGAUCUUUUCAUCUCUGGAGAAAUGUCAGCAGUAGCAAAGAGUCUGAGAACUGGCUGAUGCAGAAAGUCCCUUCUGGCCAUUUUUCUGCUGUGACUGAUAUCACUUGGGCUAGAACCGGCGAGUACUUGCUUUCCGUGAGCCAUGAUCAGACGACCCGCGUGUUCUCAUCGUGGAAGAGUGAUGAGGGAAGUGAAGCAGAGGAUGAGCAUUGGCAUGAACUGGCUCGUCCUCAGGUUCAUGGUCAUGACAUUAAUUGUGUGGCUAUGGUUCAAGGUAAAGGCAACCACCGUUUUGUAAGUGGAGCAGAGGAGAAAGUUGUGAGAGUUUUUGAGGCUCCUCUAUCUUUCUUGAAGACACUGAACCACACUUGUGCCGGAGGAGAAGGAAGUUUCCCUGAGGAUUUACAAGCAGAUGUGCAGGUCCUUGGUGCGAAUAUGUCUGCUCUUGGUUUAUCACAGAAGCCUAUCUACUUACAUUCUUCUAGUGAGCCACUAGAGAGAAAUGGCGGAGGAGAAGGUUUGGAGACAUUUGAAACGGUUCCAGAGGCUGCUCCGGCGGAGUUGAAGGAGCCUCCAAUCGAAGACCAGCUUGCGUUUCAUACUUUGUGGCCGGAAUCUCAUAAACUCUAUGGUCAUGGUAAUGAACUAUUUUCUUUGUGCAGUGACCACAACGGAAUCCUUGUUGCUUCAUCGUGUAAGGCUCAAUCUGCAGCCAUGGCGGAAAUAUGGCUCUGGGAGGUUGGGACAUGGAAAGCUGUUGGUCGUUUGCAAUCUCACAGCUUGACAGUGACACACUUGGAGUUCUCUUAUGACGACACUCUGCUCUUGUCUGUCUCCAGAGAUCGUCACUUCUCAGUUUUCUCAAUCCAAAGAACAGAGAAUGGCGAGGUUAGUCACAAACUCAUGGCAAAGGUUGAAGCACACAAGAGGAUCAUCUGGGCAUGUUCAUGGAACCCAUUUGGGCACCAGUUUGCAACGUCAUCAAGAGACAAGACAGUGAAGAUCUGGUCCAUGGAGAAAGACGCUCGCGUCAAACAGGUUCUUGUCUUGCCUCAAUUUGGGAGCAGUGUCACUGCCGUGGCUUGGACGGGAAUAGACCACAAGGAGCAGAGUGGGUGCAUAGCGGUUGGGAUGGAGAGUGGACUUAUAGAGCUGUGGAACAUAAAGGUUAAAGAAACAGAGGAAGGUACAACAGCAACAGCAGCUCUUGCUCUGCGGCUUGAGCCGUUCAUGUGUCACGUCUCGGCCGUGAACCGGUUAGCAUGGAGACCAACCGAGAAAUCAGAGACUAACCAGAGCUUCCUGAGGUUAACUUCUUGUGGGGAUGAUAAUUGUGUUAGAGUUUUUGACUUCAAGUUUUGAGUGAGAAGAACACAAAACACCUUGUGGUAUUUUAAGAUCAUGAACAAAUUCUCUCUAUAUAGCAUAUCAUUGUACUAUUUUUGAAAAUUUUGGUAGCUAAGUUGAAUUGUUUUAGCACUCUCGGAUCUUCCUCUUCUUUCAAUUUUUGUCUCAUCGUCGUCUUCCGCA